AUGAGUCUAACAAGUCGAUUUCUAUAUCAAAGAAACAAAUAAUCAUUUCACUACUAAAAAUACUAAGAUAGAAAUCACUAUAAUGAUAAUACCAAUGAAUUUAGCAAAUUGUAUGUUAACAAAAUUGUCCAAAAAUUACCACCUAUCAAUGAAGAUAAAAGGCAUUAAUCACGUUCAUUUCGAUAUGACACUUAAAUUAAUUAACCCUCUAAUAUAAAUAUUCACGCUUUGGAGAGUAUCAAACCAAAAUAAAAGUUAAAACCUAAAAUUUCACAUCCCACAGAGCAAGAAUUGAGACUCUCGUUAUUAAUUAGAAAAGUAACAAAUUAAGAAAUAAAAGUCAUGGGAUAAAAAAACUAAUCACAAAGAUCAGGGCUAAUCAACGAAAAAUAGGAUAAACCAUUGACUUUAGAUAAUUUAUCAAAUCAAAUUUAUCAAAAAAAAUUGAGAAGCACAAAAAAAUAUUUUGAAGAUCCUCCAUAAAAAACAGAACCUACAGAACCAUUUAUUUGUGGCUGGUUGUAAUUAAAUAAUGAUGAAAGUUGA
This is a messenger RNA of Paramecium tetraurelia, 546 nucleotides long. RefSeq lists its product as uncharacterized. The transcript has a single exon. The record is from RefSeq and is a predicted model, not a curated record. NCBI's taxonomy places the organism in Eukaryota, Ciliophora, Oligohymenophorea, Peniculida, Parameciidae.